AUGUCUCAGCCGGAGGACGACGUUUCUGGCAGUCCCGCAGGCUCCGAGAUGUCUCAGCCGGAGGACGACGUUUCUGGCAGUCCCGCAGGCUCCGAGAUGUCUCAGCCGGAGGACGACGUUUCUGGCAGUCCCGCAGGCUCCGAGAUGUCUCAGCCGGAGGACGACGUUUCUGGCAGUCCCGCAGGCUCCGAGAUGUCUCAGCCGGAGGACGACGUUUCUGGUAGUCUCGCAGGCUCCGAGAUGUCUCAGCCGGAGGACGACGUUUCUGGCAGUCCCGCAGGCUCCGAGAUGUCUCAGCCAGAGGACGACGUUUCUGGUAGUCUCGCAGGCUCCGAGAUGUCUCAGCCGGAGGACGACGUUUCUGGCAGUCUCGCAGGCUCCGAGAUGUCUCAGCCGGAGGACGACGUUUCUGGCAGUCCCGCAGGCUCCGAGAUGUCUCAGCCAGAGGACGACGUUUCUGGCAGUCCCGCAGGCUCCGAGAUGUCUCAGCCAGAGGACGACGUUUCUGGUAGUCUCGCAGGCUCCGAGAUGUCUCAGCCGGAGGACGACGUUUCUGGCAGUCCCGCAGGCUCCGAGAUGUCUCAGCCGGAGGACGACGUUUCUGGUAGUCCCGCAGGCUUCGAGAUGUCUCAGCCGGAGGACGACGUUUCUGGCAGUCCCGCAGGCUCCGAGAUGUCUCAGCCGGAGGACGACGUUUCUGGCAGUCCCGCAGGCUCCGAGAUGUCUCAGCCGGAGGACGACGUUUCUGGAAGUCCCGCAGGCUCCGAGAUGCCUCAGCCGGACGACGACGUUUCUGGAAGUCCCGCAGGCUCCGAGAUGCCUCAGCCGGAGGACGACGUUUCUGGCAAUCCCGCAGGCUCCGAGAUGUCUCAGCCGGAGGACGACCUUUCUAGCAGUCCCGCAGGCUCCGAGAUGUCUCAGCCGGAGGACGACCUUUCUGGCAGUCCCGCAGGCUCCGAGAUGUCUCAGCCGGAGGACGACGUUUCUGGCAGUCCCGCAGGUUCCGAGAUGUCUCAGCCGGAGGACGACGUUUCUGGCAGUCCUGCAAGUUCCGAGAUGGCUCAGCCGGAGGACGACGUUUCUGGCAGUCCCGCAGGCUUCGAGAUGUCUCAGCCGGAGGACGACGUUUCUGGCAGUCCCGCACGCUCCGAGAUGUCUCAGCCGGAGGACGACGUUUCUGGUAGUCCCGCAGGCUCCGAGAUGUCUCAGCCGGAGGGCGACGUUUCUGGCAGUCCCACAGGCUCCAAGAUGUCUCAGCCGGAGGACGACUGA
This is a messenger RNA of Rhipicephalus sanguineus (brown dog tick), 1272 nucleotides long. Its product is annotated as retinitis pigmentosa 1-like 1 protein. The transcript has a single exon. NCBI's taxonomy places the organism in Eukaryota, Metazoa, Arthropoda, Arachnida, Ixodida, Ixodidae. The record is from RefSeq and is a predicted model, not a curated record. Bases 1 to 1272 code for a protein of 423 amino acids.